Molecule: messenger RNA, 4270 nt
Organism: Tribolium castaneum (red flour beetle)
Lineage: Eukaryota; Metazoa; Arthropoda; Insecta; Coleoptera; Tenebrionidae
Product: ATP-dependent translocase ABCB1
Exons: 22
Coding region: 345-4163 (1272 amino acids)
Biological process (GO): transmembrane transport
Cellular component (GO): membrane
Molecular function (GO): ATP hydrolysis activity; ATP binding; ABC-type oligopeptide transporter activity
Source: RefSeq, a predicted model, not a curated record
CUAUACUAAUGAUAGUUUCUACUUUGAAAUUUCUUCCCAAGUUUGUCCUUGAUGUUCAGUAAACUAUCUAUUGUGAUUUAAAUAUACGUCAUCCCAAAUUGACUGACGAUAAGUUAGGCAGAACUUUGACUAUCCAUAUAUGCACAACUUUGAGACAAACCGUUAAUAGAACAAACUAUGAGUUCCAAGUGUUACACAAUAUUCUGGGAAGAGCUAGCAAUAAAUUUACAAAUACAAAUUUAUUUAAAGUCAAGUUGAAUGGUACUGUAUCCACAGAUUGGUGUUCCAUUGUCGAAUUGAUUCCGGUUUAAAGCGAAAGUGACACUGUAACAUCUCCAACAAAUAUGGCAAAAGAUGAUUUUCAAGAAAACGGAUUGGAGGAAACAGUACCACUAAAUACCGAAUAUGUGAAAAAUAAACUGAAAAUCAAAAAGACAAAGGAUGGGAAAAAGGAGGACAAAAAGGAGGAGAAAAAAAUCUCAUAUUUUCAACUGUUUCGUUACACCACAUUGCAAGACAAAUUAUGCAUAGCUUUAGGCACCCUGUGUGCAGUAAUAUGCGGCUGCAUCCAACCUUACGUAAUGAUACUUUUUGGAGAUGUUACCGAAGUCAUUAUCCAAUUCGCCGAGACUUUGAAGUCAAACAAUUCGGAAAUUAACAGAACACAAGCUGUGGACGACUUAUUUAGGGGCGUAACGGACUUUGCGAUUUAUUCCUCAAGCUCAGGGAUUGUGAUGAUAAUUACGACUUACUUGGCCGGGAUACUUUUCAGUUCAAGUGCCUUAAGACAGAUCUUCCAUAUUAGGAAAUUAAUUCUGCAAAAGACGUUAAACAUGGACAUUUCCUGGUACGACCUUAACAAGACGGGAGACUUUGCGACCACUUUCACAGAAAACUUGUCGAAACUUGAGGAAGGAAUAGGCGAAAAAGUUGGCAUUUUUUUGUACUUUGAGACGAUUUUUGUCACUGGGAUUGUGAUGGGGCUUGUGCUGGGCUGGGAGCUGGCCCUAAUUUGCCUCAUUUCACUGCCAGUGUCCUUCGCUGUCGCGUUCUUAAUCUCAUGGUUAUCCACAAAAUUCUCGAAACAAGAACUCGAAGCCUACGCUAACGCCGGUGCCAUCGCUGAGGAAGUUCUAAGCUCGGUCCGGACAGUUGUAGCUUUCGACGGCCAAGGAAAGGAAUUCGAACGCUACGAGAAGCACCUACAAGCUGCCAAGAAAAACAACAUCCGCAAAAACCUAUUCACGGGCGUAAGUAACGCCGUUAUGUGGUUUUUCGUGUUCGCCUCCUACGCCCUAUCAUUCUGGUACGGCGUUGGGUUGAUUUUGAAAGAGAAGGAACUGCCCUACGAAGAGCGAGUUUACACUCCUGGAAAUAUGGUCUCCGUGUUUUUUUGUACGUUAAUGGCGUCCUGGAAUUUCGGGACUGGCGCCCCGUAUUUCGAAAUUUUCGGGACGGCUUGUGGCGCCGCCGCCAAAGUGUUCGAGAUUUUGGACACAAAACCCGACAUAAACCUCUCCAAAACCAAAGGCUUGAAACCGAAAAACCUGAAAGGCGAUAUCGUUUUCAAGGACGUUUCCUUCCAUUAUCCUUCCAGGCCGGACGUCAAGAUUUUGCAAAAUUUCAGUAUUGAAAUCAAAGCCGGUCAAACCGUAGCUCUGGUCGGAAGUUCGGGUUGCGGAAAAUCAACGUGUAUUCAACUGAUCCAAAGAUUUUACGACGCUGUGACUGGCACUGUCAAAAUUGACGACAACAAUAUCAAAGACUUAAAUUUAACAUGGUUGAGGAGUAAAAUCGGGGUUGUAGGCCAGGAACCGGCACUUUUCGGGGCCACAAUCGCCGAGAACAUAAAAUUCGGGAACGUUACAGCCACUCAAAGUGAUGUCGAACGCGCUGCCAAAAAAGCCAACGCCCAUAAUUUCAUCCAAAAAUUGCCACGCGGUUACAAUACCGUCGUUGGCGAAAGAGGGGCCCAACUUUCCGGGGGCCAAAAGCAAAGAAUUGCGAUAGCUAGGGCCUUAAUACGGGAACCUAAAAUACUGUUACUUGAUGAAGCCACUUCGGCCCUUGAUACCACAAGUGAGGCGGAGGUUCAAGCGGCCCUGGACGCUGUCAGUGGCGAGUGCACCACCAUUAUUGUAGCUCACAGAUUAUCAACAAUAAGGAACGCUAACCGAAUUGUGGUCGUUUCUCACGGAUCGGUGAUCGAGGAAGGGACACACAGUGAGCUAAUGGCGAAAAAGGGGGCUUACUUCGACUUAGUACAGUCGCAAGGGUUGGUCGAAACUGAAGAAACAACCACAGAAGAAAAACAAAAACAGAACGGUGUGGUCGACACUAAACCUAAUCAAACGGAAGUUACUGAAAUUAUUUCCACUGAAAAUCUGAACGACGCUCAAGCAGAGAAUAAAGGAAGUCCGAUACUGCAAAUUUUAAAAAUGAAUAAACCCGAGUGGUUCCACAUUUUCACAGGGUGUGUAACUGCGGUUAUAAACGGUUCAGCUUUCCCCAUUUAUGGGCUAGUUUUCGGUGAUAUAAUCGGUGUGCUAGCCGACCCUAGAGAUUCUUAUGUUCGCGAGCAGAGUAAUAUCUUUUCUCUGUACUUUGUGAUUAUUGGGAUUGUUACAGCUGUCGCUACGUUUUUGCAGAUUUAUUAUUUUGCCGUCGCUGGCGAGAAACUGACGAAACGUCUGCGCGCGAAAAUGUUCCGCGCAAUGUUAAACCAGGAAAUGGCUUGGUUUGACCGAAAGGAAAACGGGGUUGGGGCUCUUUGUGCAAAAUUGUCAGGGGAGGCGGCUAGUGUCCAAGGGGCUGGUGGAAUCCGAAUUGGAACAGUACUUAACUCCCUGGCCACGUUUAUAAUAUCUAACAUAAUAGCACUUUAUUUCGAAUGGAGAUUAGCCUUGGUUUUGAUAUCUUUUUCGCCCAUUAUAUUACUGUCGGUUUUCUUUGAGCAAAAAUUCACACAGGGCGACUCUCAAGUGAAUCAGAAAUAUUUGGAAAACUCGGCAAAGAUCGCAGUGGAAGCUAUUGGGAACAUUCGAACGAUUGCGUCCUUAGGAUGCGAGGAAGUUUUUCACGGCUACUAUGUCAAAGAGUUGACUCCAUACGUGGCCAAUGUUAAGAAGCAAAUGCACUUUAGAUCGGCUGUUCUGGGUGUUGCCAGAAGCGUAAUGCUUUUUGCCUACGCUGUCGGGAUGGGAUAUGGCGCCAAAUUAAUGGUGGAUUCUGAUGUAGACUACGGAACAGUCUUCAUAGUUUCCGAAACUGUAAUAGUCGGCUCAUGGUCGAUCGGUAACGCAUUUUCGUUCUCCCCCAACUUCCAGAAGGGAUUAUCCGCCGCUGACCGAAUAUUCUCGCUUUUGAAGCGCGUGCCUGAAGUGAAAAACUCACUCGAACCUGUCUAUUUAAACGACGUCCGAGGGAACAUCGAAUACUCAAACAUUUAUUUCUCAUACCCCACUCGGUCCUCAGUCUCGGUACUAAACGGCCUGAACUUGAACGUGCUUCAAGGCAAAACCGUGGCUUUGGUGGGUGCGAGUGGUUGUGGCAAAUCAACCAUCAUCCAACUGUUGGAAAGGUUCUACGAUCCGGUCUCCGGCGAGGUUUCCCUCGACGGAGAAUCGGUCAAAACUGUCGACAUUCAAAACUUGCGGUCACACCUUGGCAUUGUGUCCCAAGAACCGAACCUUUUCGACAGAACAAUAGCCGAGAAUAUUGCCUAUGGGGCCAACGAUCGCACAGUUGGCAUGAACGAAAUCGUCGAAGCGGCCAAAUCGGCAAACAUCCACACUUUCAUAUCGUCUCUACCAGGGGGUUAUGAAACUAGUUUGGGUAGCAAAGGGGCGCAGUUGUCUGGGGGCCAAAAACAGCGCGUUGCUAUUGCUAGGGCUUUGAUUCGGAAUCCGAAGAUUCUAUUGCUGGAUGAAGCAACUUCAGCACUCGAUAACGAGAGCGAAAAAGUCGUGCAAGAAGCUCUAGAUAAUGCAAAGAAAAACAGGACUUGUAUCACAAUAGCGCACAGAUUGACCACAAUCCAAGACGCCGAUCUUAUUUGUGUGUUAAACGAGGGAGUUGUUGCAGAAAUGGGAAAGCACAAUGAGUUACUGGACAAAAAGGGGCUCUAUUACGACUUCUAUAAAUUACAAACUGGGCAAAAGUAGUUAAUUUAGGCACAAUUGUUAAUGUAGUUAAGCUACGUGUGUUAAGAAACGGGCUUUCAGAUUGGCAAAAUCUCAGUUUGAUAAAUGAAACUAUUUUUUUUACAAAA